This is a messenger RNA of Solea solea (common sole), 2979 nucleotides long. RefSeq names its product EBF transcription factor 3a (gene ebf3a). Gene Ontology annotation, molecular function: RNA polymerase II cis-regulatory region sequence-specific DNA binding; DNA-binding transcription factor activity, RNA polymerase II-specific. The transcript has 16 exons. Gene Ontology annotation, biological process: regulation of transcription by RNA polymerase II. The coding region runs from base 1 to 1725 and encodes 574 amino acids. The record is from RefSeq and is a predicted model, not a curated record. NCBI's taxonomy places the organism in Eukaryota, Metazoa, Chordata, Actinopteri, Pleuronectiformes, Soleidae.
AUGUUCGGGAUCCAGGAGAAUCUUCCCCGCGGGAGCACGGCGGCGAGUCUGAAGGAGGAGCCUCUGACCGUGCGCUCGUGGAUGCACUCGGCCGGCGUGGUGGACGCCAACACGGCCGCUCAGAGUGGGGUGGGGUUAGCUCGCGCUCACUUUGAGAAGCAGCCUCCGUCAAACCUGAGGAAAUCAAACUUCUUCCACUUCGUGUUGGCGCUGUACGACCGCCAGGGUCAGCCGGUGGAGAUCGAACGCACCGCCUACGUGGACUUUGUGGAGAAAGAGAAGGAGCCGACAGGAGAGAAAACAAACAACGGGAUUCACUACAAACUACAGCUGCUGUACAGUAACGGAGUGAGAACAGAGCAGGAUCUUUACGUCAGACUCAUCGACUCUAUGACCAAACAGGCGAUCAUCUAUGAAGGUCAGGACAAGAAUCCAGAGAUGUGUCGUGUUCUGCUCACACAUGAGAUCAUGUGCAGUCGCUGUUGUGAUAAGAAGAGCUGUGGAAACAGAAAUGAGACGCCGUCAGAUCCUGUCAUCAUCGACAGGUUCUUCCUAAAGUUCUUCCUUAAGUGUAACCAGAACUGUCUGAAGAACGCGGGGAACCCUCGAGACAUGAGGAGGUUCCAGGUGGUGGUUUCUACAACAGUAAACGUGGACGGUCACAUUCUCGCCGUCUCUGACAACAUGUUCGUACACAACAACUCCAAACAUGGACGCCGAGCACGGAGGCUCGACCCAUCUGAAGCAGCCACGCCCUGUAUCAAAGCCAUCAGUCCCAGUGAGGGCUGGACCACGGGCGGAGCCACCGUCAUCCUGAUCGGGGACAACUUCUUUGACGGCCUGCAGGUGGUGUUUGGCACCAUGCUGGUGUGGAGCGAGCUGAUCACUCCUCACGCCAUCCGCGUCCAGACUCCGCCCCGUCACAUCCCCGGGGUCGUGGAGGUCACACUGUCUUACAAGUCCAAACAGUUCUGUAAAGGAGCACCGGGACGCUUCGUCUACACGGCUCUGAACGAGCCCACUAUAGACUACGGCUUCCAGAGGUUACAGAAGGUCAUCCCACGUCACCCUGGAGACCCUGAGAGACUGCCCAAGGAGGUGUUGUUGAAGCGAGCAGCUGACCUGGUGGAGGCGCUAUAUGGGAUGCCUCACAACAACCAGGAAAUCAUCCUGAAGCGAGCGGCGGACAUCGCCGAGGCGCUCUACAGCGUCCCGAGGAACCACAACCAGAUCACGUCGCUAGGCAACAGUGCCUCCCACGGCAUGAUGGGAGUGAACUCCUUCAGCGGACAGUUGGCGGUCAACGUCUCUGAGACAACGCAAGUCGGUUACAGUCGGAACACCAGCAGCGUGUCGCCACGGGGAUAUGCCCCCAGCUCCACCCCUCAGCAGAGUAACUAUGGCAACACGGUGAGCAAUAGCAUGAACGGCUACGGCAACACAGGGAUGCCAAACCUCGGAGUGGCAACGUCACCAGGUUUUCUCAACGGGUCGUCUGCCAACUCGCCCUACGGCAGUAAGUAUCAAGUCGUCCCCUCCAGUCCCACCAUGGCUGUGUCCAACUGUACCUCGUCUCACGGCGUCUUCUCCUUCUCUGCUGCCGUCAAACAGAAGAGCGCCUUCGCUCCUGUCGUCAGACCUCCUGUUUCUCCUCCUCCUAACUGUGCUGCUAACAACGCUAACGGCCUGCAAGCCAUGUCCGGACUCGUCGUCCCUCCAAUGUAGGACGACGCCCUCCUCCUGCUCCUCCUCCAUCCUCUUCUGUGUCCUCCCCCUUGACCACGUGCACUAAUCACCUCAGAGGGGGAGGGGCCUCAGGCAGCAGCAGCUGACCAGUCAGAGGAGAGAGAAUGAGUUGUUGCUGGACUGGGCGGAGCCUCUGGUCCCUAAAAAGAAAAACACAAAGACAUUUUGUACAGAUUUUGUUUUUGCUGUGUCAUGAUUCUGAUGUAACUCUGUGUUGAGGGGGAGGGGUCUGUAAAGACUAUGAUGUCACAGCUGUCAUGUGACCUCUACCUGCAAUUUAAGAAGGAACAGAUUAAAGGCCCCAAAGAAGGAGAAACACUGUGUCAGAGAGGAGAGAAGGAAGCUUCCUUCUUGAAGGGCCUAAACAAGGUGGAUAGUGUUCUACUUAGGAAACAUAGAAGGAAGCUUCCUACUUAGGAAAUAAAGUAGAACACUUCCUUCUUAGGGGACAAGGAUGAAGAACAUGUUCAAUGUUCAAAUAAGGUUUCCUGCCUAGGAAGCAAGGAAGGAUGGUUCGUCUCUUAGGAAACAGGAUGUGUAGAAGGGAGGAUAGAGGCUCCACCCCUGGUGGAGGACAGAUGGAAGGGGGCGUGGCACUGUGAAGACAUCAUCAGGAAGGUGUCUCUGAUUUUGGGCCUUUAAUCGAUGACAUCAUCCUUGUUACCGAAGAAAAAAAGAAAAGAAAAGAACCUGAAGUGAAUGAUAAUAAAAAAGACGUAUGAAAACUGUCUCUCUCCUUCAUGGCCCCGCCCCUUUUCAGUUGAAUUCAGCCCCUGCCUGUCUGUUGUUUGUUUGUUUUUUGCUUGCACUGUAAAAACAAAUCCUGCCUCCUGAUAGGCUACUGUAACUGUCCGUCUUCUUGUUCUGAAUUGUCCACUAUGUCAAACCCCGCCCUAAUACCUUGAAGCCCCACCCCUUCAUGUUUUCUGUGCUGAAUAUUUAUUAUGGCAUCACUGUGGUUGAUCUUGCUCUGCCCUCCCUGGCCCCGCCCCCGGCCCAGCCCCCACCACUCGCGUCAGUGAGCGAAUGUUUUGUAACAUACAGAUAAAUAUUUAUAUCAGAUUGUUUUGUAUAGAUGUGAUGUCAUCGCCUGUGUGUGUGUGUGUGUGUCACAUCCAAAAAAACACAAACAUUGUUUUGUAUCAAAGAAAAAAAAGAGCUGUCAAUCAAAGCUGUGACCAAUCAGCUUCACCCUGUUGUUUUUAAUGUGACUGUAAUGAAAGGAAAUAAAGA